AAAAAAAAUAAUAAUAAAAAAAUAGAUCUUCAACAUUUGAACAUCAUUUGACCCUUGUUAAUUCGGUAGUUCAAAUUCCAUUUCCAUUAUAAUAAUUAUUAUACAAUUAAUUUAUGUUCAUCUUCUCGUGAUUUCCCACCACCUAAUUCUCACAUUUUUGGCUUUUCACACUUUCAAUAAUCAUUGUUUCUCACUCCCUCUCUCUAGGUUUCUUAAUUUCAUAAUUUCUUAUUCAUUGAUCCAACCGACAAAAACUUCAAAUCUUACUGUAAAUUCAUCAACACCCAUUUCACCAAUUUACAUUUAUUCAACUGGGUAUUCUUCUUUUCGAUGUCACAUCAUUCUGAUACCCAAAUCUUGAAUUCUUGAAUCUUUUUUUUCCAUUUUCUCACACACCCAGUUCGUCCAACACCCCCAGGUGAUUUUAUUUGGUUAAAGAUUUAAUCUUUUUGCAAUUUUAUGAACACCCACCUCAAGAUUUGAUCAGGGUAUUGCUUAAAGUUUGAAUCUUUUUGCAAUUUUAUGAACACCCACCUCAAGAUUUGAUCAGGGUAUUGCUUAAAGUUUGAAUCUUUUUGCAAUUUUAUGAACACCCACCUCAAGAUUUGAUCAGGGUAUUGCUUAAAGUUUGAAUCUUUUUGCAAUUUUACGAACACCCAACUCAAGAUUUGAUAAGGGGAUUUGAUUUAGGGUUUGUAUUGAUCAUAUUGACCCAAUUUGGAAUCAUAAAGGUAGGAUCUUGAUCUUAUUUUGAGCAAUGUUUUGAGAACAAAGAAGCUAUGUGGUGUGAAGAACAGAAAUGGAUGUUAGAUCUGAAAACAGUAGUGUACAGGUAGUGAGGUGGGCUAAGUUACCGGGUCAAGUGAUCCAGAGAACCAGAUUACAAGUGUGGUUUAUUAGGGUUUGUUCCAGCAUUUUGAUUUGGACUUGUUUGGUUCAGCUUGUGAGUGUUGGUGAGCUUUGGCAUCCGAAGUUUUUCACUGGGGUUUUUAACAAUAUUAAUGUAUCCACUAGACUGUCCUCUGAGGCCACAACCGUCGUUACAACGCCACCACCACCGCCUCUGCCACCGCCAAGGAAUUACAUAAGUAACGGGUUUCUCAAAGUUUCUUGUAACGGUGGUUUAAAUCAAAUGAGAGCCGCGAUAUGUGAUAUGGUGGCGGUUGCUCGUCUUUUAAAUCUCACUUUGGUUGUUCCGGAGCUUGAUAAGAAAUCUUUCUGGGCCGAUCCUAGUGAUUUUGAGGACAUUUUUAACGUCGCACACUUCAUUGAUUCCCUAAGAGAUGAAGUUCGGAUUGUCAAAAGAUUACCUAAGAGAUUUAGCAAAAAGUAUGGAUACCGUCCGUUACAGAUGCCACCUGUCAGCUGGUCGAGUGAAAAAUACUAUCUUGAACAGAUUCUACCACUCUUUAACAAGCAUAAGGUGAUACACUUUAAUCGAACGGAUGCGCGAUUAGCAAACAAUGGGAUUUCAUUUCAUCUUCAAAAGCUUAGGUGUCGUACGAAUUUUCAUGCACUAAAGUUCACGCCUUCUAUUGAAGCUCUUGGGAAUAAAUUGGUGGACCUUCUUCAAGAAAAAGGGCCAUUUUUGGCAUUGCAUUUAAGAUACGAGAUGGAUAUGUUGGCGUUUUCCGGUUGCACGCAUGGUUGUACCAUUGAAGAAGCCGAGGAACUCAAACGGUUAAGGUAUGCGUUCCCAUGGUGGAGAGAGAAAGACAUCGUGUCAGAAGAAAGGAGAUCACAAGGUCUUUGUCCUCUUACACCCGAGGAGGCAACAUUAAUUCUACAAGCACUCGGGUUUGACCAAAACACACAAAUAUAUAUUGCUUCUGGUGAAAUUUACGGCAGUGAAAAAAGACUUGCGGAGUUAAGGGCGACAUUUCCUCGAGUAGUGAAGAAAGAAACGUUAUUAGAUCCAGAAGAAUUGAGACAGUUCCAGAAUCAUUCGUCCCAAAUGGCGGCUCUUGAUUUCAUGGUUUCGGUUGCUAGUAACGUUUUUGUUCCGUCUUAUGAUGGCAAUAUGGCGAAGCUUGUGGAAGGUCACCGAAGGUACCUUGGCUUCAAAAAGACUAUCCAACUAAACAGAAGAAAACUCGUAGAAUUAAUAGAUUUUCACCAAAACGGGACACUAUCAUGGAACGAGUUCUCAAACGCUGUGAAAUCAUCGCACGAGGACAGAAUGGGCCAACCCAAACAUCGUACGAUAAUUACAGAAAAACCGAAAGAAGAAGACUACUUCUACGCCAACCCUGAAGAAUGCUUCUGUGAGACGUCAAACUGUACCAACUCACAAGUUUCACCAGUAAGUAACACAAUCCAAUGAUGCCUGAUUCACAAACACGGUUUUAAGCCAACUGUCGUAGACGCAAAUAGCAAGAUCGCGCGUAAGCGACAUGGUUUUGAAACGGGUGUAAAGAUACCGUUGUAGAAAUGAGAUUUGUGGAGGUUGGCUGCAAAUAGAAAAUGGCUCAGAGUUGUUUGUACUUGACGGGUGUGUAAAAAGGAUGCACUGCGUGUAAGUCGUCUUUCUGGGCAUAAAGAUUUGUUCUUUUAAUUUGUUUUUGUGCUUAUUGUUUCUAUAGUACAAAAUAUAUAAGAAUGCAUAUUUUUUUUUGAUAAGUUUACAAGAUUAUUCAUGUAAAUUUUUCAUAUGUUGGUUCUUGUUUUCAUA
Molecule: messenger RNA, 2671 nt
Organism: Helianthus annuus (common sunflower)
Lineage: Eukaryota; Viridiplantae; Streptophyta; Magnoliopsida; Asterales; Asteraceae
Product: rhamnogalacturonan I rhamnosyltransferase 1
Exons: 8
Coding region: 800-2323 (507 amino acids)
Cellular component (GO): chloroplast; cytoplasm
Source: RefSeq, a predicted model, not a curated record